Fusarium fujikuroi IMI 58289 is the source of this 1155-nucleotide messenger RNA. RefSeq lists its product as uncharacterized. Lineage: Eukaryota; Fungi; Ascomycota; Sordariomycetes; Hypocreales; Nectriaceae. The transcript has a single exon. The record is from RefSeq and is a predicted model, not a curated record. The coding region runs from base 1 to 1155 and encodes 384 amino acids.
AUGACUCCGGCUGACGACCUCAUUGAGACAUACAGAUCCAAGGCAGAGGAUGCUCUUUCACGUAUGAUUGCGAUGAUCGAUGCCAGAAAGAAUGCGAAAUCUGUCACCCGCGAAAGCGAGGAUUACACCCCUAAAAAAAGAAAUAACCCUAAUAAGUACUGUACGGGAGUUAGUGUUGGACAGACCAUGACUGCUUCAGAGUACAUGGAUCUUAGUCAAGGUACAAAGCCUCAGGAUGGCAUUAUCGUAUGUACUACGGCUGAGGCAACCGAAAUCUUCAUAAAAGGGCCACCGAUUAUACCCGUUCUUAUAGUCGGGGCACCUAAUCCUCGGCCCCUAAGAAUCGAUACCUUUCUGGCCUGGUUGACAUGCCGCAGUACAUUACACGUCCAUGACUUCAGCCACCCAUCCGAAGAAGGCCGUGCUCCGAUUGCCCUGCCUUCCAAAGAUGCCAAGAUACUGCUUGAAGCACUUGACAAUGUAUCUAGCCCGGCCCUGAACUUUCUCAACCUCCGGGGGACGAAGGACGAUGCCGGGCCAGAGUGCAUCAAGAACAUGUACGACUACAAGUGCAUUGAACUCACAUCUGCCGACAACGGGAAUAUUGAAGCGGAGGUUUCCGUCGGGGAUCUUGACGACUCAACUCGGUUUCAGCUCCUGGCAUCAACUGGAGCUAUUCAUUUGCCUCAUGUUGACAGACAUGGGGUAUUCACGACUGUGCUCAACGAGCAAGGGGAGAAGGUCCGGUUGGUCUGGCCGAAUCUGGGAUUCGAAGUCUUGAGAAAAUGGGAUGAAGAUGAAGAACUGCCGACUGCCCCUAUUGCCAUCCGUAUCGAAGAGGGUUCCUAUCUGAUCCAGCCUCUAAGCACACUCCACGCCCCAGUUACCAUGAAGACCUGUCUGAUGACAGGCACCAUGCACUGGUACUCGGGCCACCUACUAGAUAUCACCCAGGCUACCUGUAUAAUAAACGAGGAUGAGAAGAUCACCAAUGAAGAUAUCUCGGAUCAGUUCAUCCCGAAAAUGGCAAAGCUCCUCAGACUUUGGAGGGAGAACAAGGCGCCCUGCUCGUGGCCUACGCUCGGUCAAUACGAAGAGGCCAGGGCCGCUCUUGACGUAGGUCUCGAGACGUCAAUGCCUCCAAUGGAUUACUGA